AUGUCUCCUCUCAAUUUGGUUCUCAGAACCGCUUUCAUUAUUUCUUGUAUAUCGACUUCUUUUGCUGCAGUCUGCAAUGACCAAACUCGAGCUUUUGGGGAUCCCUCUGGAGAGGAAUUAGCUGCAUUCCUCAAUUCUGAAGAUCAGAUCUCCCUGUUUUGUUCGGUGGAUGUAUCAGGGAAGACUUCAGGGAGUGUUAACUUCUCAGACUUCCAGAUCUCUUUUGAGCGCAGUGAUACCUCCAGUUCAACCUUGGAGCAUUGUACGGAAGCACUCCUUGAUAUCAUAUCCCAGUGCAUUGAGCCUUCCGAUCCAGGAACUUAUGGAGGAAGCUCAACAUUUGAAAAUGGAGAAACAUACACCAUCAGCAACGACUUGUAUCCUCAAGCACCCAUUGUCUCCAUAAAUCUAAAGAACCGAGCAGUGGAGGAUGCCGCCAAACCGAAGCCUCCUAAAGUCACAACGAAAUCAACUCCCAAAACAACUCGAACCAAAACAUCUGUAGCACAAGCAACCACUAGUCCAAAAACCACAGCAACUACUCCAAAGCCAACUCCGACUUCUGUGACUACGAGUCCGAAGACCACACAAACUACCCCUACUACAUCUAAAUCAUCGACUACCAAGACGAGUUUAUCUUUAGAAACUCCGAAAACGAUAGCAACUUCCACUAGUUCCAAAACUACACAGACAAUUCCCACUUCUUCGAAAUCCUCCACAUCCACAUCUACCAUCAAGACAAGUGUAGCUUCUGAGACUCCCAAAACAACAUCUUCAGCCACUACUUCAAAAUCUACCGAUUCCAGUAGUCUCUCAACAAAAAGCUCUUCCAUGACCAGCCUAACCAGUCUAUCUUCCCAAACCCCCAAGACAACUUCCAUAACCACGACUUCAAAAUCUCAAGUAACCACCUCAAUAACAUCCCAAUCAUCGACUUUGAACACGAGUCCAUCCCCUGCAACUCCCAAAACAACUUCGGUAGCCACCAUUUCGCAAUCCACAGAACUCCUACCUCCAACUUCAAAGUCCACAACUUCUAGUAUCAUCUCCUCGAAGAUUUCUUCCCCCAGCAGUCUCUCCUCAAGUCAAACUUCAACAAAGAAAAGUGGUACUAGCACUAGCACUACUUCCAUCUCCUCAACCAAAGGUUCUUCCGCCAUCACACCCGACGCUUCCACCUCAACCAAACCAUCUCCAAGUACCAUCCCAUCUUCCCUCUCAACCACUCAACUCUCCACUUCAAGCCUGGAGGUAUCUUCCCACAUCCCCGAGCUAACUAGCACGUCUUCACAAUCCACCCCCACAAAAUCCGUUUCACUGGAAACUUCCUCGCAGAAAAGUACAUCACAAACCGAUCAUUCAUCUAGCAGCAGUAUCCAUACUUCUAAUCUCUCAUCCACCAGUUCCCUCUCAAGCGGAACAAAAAUCCCCACUUCCACAUCCCUUCCUUCCACAUCCAAUACCCUCAAACCGACUCCCUCCUCACCUCCAGAAUCCCUCCCCGCAACCAAAUCAAGCAUAUCCCCCGAGUCCAGCGAAACAACCCCGCAACGAUCUCAGAUUUCCCAAGCAGUGCAGAUAUCCAUUCCUCCUCCUCCUCCUCCACCACCACCUCCACAAAAACAUCUUCCAUUUCUUCCCUCUCUUCCAAUUCAAUCCCCGAAAUCACACCCGGACCCACAAUUUCCAGUUCUUCAUAGUACUAUCGAGAGUAAUACAAUUCCCUCACCAAUAACCACCUCCAGAAUUUCAAGUCAAUCAUUAGCGUCUUCUUCAAUCCCCGAAAUCACACCUUCUUCAUCUACUUCGAGUGUUGCUUCUGGAUUCGUCCCAUCUACUUCAGUCCCCGAAUCAACUUCGCAAGCAACCUCUCCCAAAACUCAUAUAUCUUCCGGACAAUCAGAAAUUAUUCCUUCCCCUUCUUCCUCCACCCCCACAUCUCAAAUAAUCUCUACCGGAUCCCUCACAUCUUCCAUCCAGCCCGAAAUCACACCGCCUUCCUCGGAAUCUUCGGUUUCCAGAUCCAUCUCUUCAAGUAUUAUCUCCGAGGCGAUCCCUAAAAGUACUUCCACCGGAUCCCUCACAUCUUCCACCAAACCUGAAAUCACACCUUCCCCCUCCAACCCAUCAUCUUCCGAAGCUACUCCUUCAUCUCCCAUCUCCGAAGCAAUCCCUCAAACCCUUUCAACCAGCUCCCUAACAUCUUCCACCCAACUCGAAAUUACACCUGCUCCUUCCAGCCUCUCCACCCCCGAUCUUAAUCCAUCAACUUCAGAAACCGAAUUCACUUCGCAGGCCAUUUCCACAGGAUCUCUUCCCUCAUCCGUAGAGCCUCAAAUUACUCCAUCCCCAUCUCCAUCUCCAUCUGAGCCAUCCGAACCAGUGGAAACCUCCGAACAAACCGAAUCACCCAAUCCCAUCGAAACAUCCCAGCCCGAAACUCCAGAAAGUAAUCCAACCGAAACUGCCAUUCCCUCCUCAACCUCAUCUCCCUCAUCCACAUCAAUCAUUUCAUCUGCCGCUUGUACAGCCACCACAGGAGGAAAUUGCUCUACAUGUUAUCAAUACUCUGGUUCUGGCGAUAUCUCGCCUUCUCUCUCCAACGAUACUACUUUGCAAUCUCGCAAACUGCCACAAUCGAUUGCUGGUCGUAUAUCUACUACCAAUCUACACUCAAAGAUAUCCAAACGAGUCACCGGAUCAUUUACUUCGUUUGACGCUGCCACUUCGUGUGUUUUUGGCUCGGUGGAUGUUCCUUCUAUUCCUGAUGCAUCUACUCUAGUCAGCAAAGCAGGUACUCAAACAGAAUACUGGUAUAUUUUGCAAGAUACUCCCGUGAACGCAACGACCUGUCCCGCACUUGGCUUUACAAAAGUUACCGAUGCAGCGCUUGCUUCUCAAUUGAUAAAUUCAAAUGCGGUUGGGUAUACAAAGGCUGGAUCAGGAAUUGAUUGGAAAGCGAAUGCUCCUACCGUUGGCGUAGAUAGUAUUUAUGAAUCAACAAUUCUACAAGGCUUCUUCGCAAGUAGAGUUAACAACAGCAACUGUGCAGCUUUCAAGGCUAUUUUUGAUCAGCCAGAUACUGUCAAUGCAGGAAAAUCUAGGCUACAGACGAUUUGGAAUGCACUUCCUAGUGAUACCAAUCCCGACUAUGCUGGAAUAGAUCAAAAGAUAAGCACCGUCAAAGCACAAGCUUUCACAGGUGAAUUGCAACAAAGUUAUACCAGCAACGAUGAGAAGUUAGCAUAUAUUUCCGAAUUAGCCGUGGCAAUGGCCAUAACCAACGAUGAUGCCAUUGCGAAUCUUUUUCGAAGCACCAAUCUCCGUAUUUACAAGGCACUACUUGCUAUCGAUGCGGUUAUUGGUGCUGAUGCGGGUAUUGGAGCUACCAAUAGUACCACCACGAAUGGUAUCAAAGCAGACUGGGCAUCAACCUACCGAACCUACCGAACCUACCGAACCUACCUCACGAGCCUCCUAACUACCCGCUCCUCGGCCAUCCUCUCCCAAGUCUCUAGCUACCUUGAUAAUGAUCUUGGACCUGCCGCCAGAAAUGAUAACGUUACACUUUCAGAUGGAACGGUAUCGGCAACUGAAAAUUCCAUUGGAAAGGGUGUUGACGCUUUACUAAAUGCGUAUCCUCUGGCUACUGCUUUUACAUUUAACCAGGCCAAAUUAUUAGGAUUUCCUAGUGUGUAG
Molecule: messenger RNA, 3699 nt
Organism: Botrytis sinoallii
Lineage: Eukaryota; Fungi; Ascomycota; Leotiomycetes; Helotiales; Sclerotiniaceae
Exons: 9
Coding region: 1-3699 (1232 amino acids)
Source: RefSeq, a predicted model, not a curated record